UUUCUCACGUCCUGACCGGAUUCAUUCCCCCAAUCGUUAUACAGCAAAAUACGGGAGAAAUGGCAGCUCCCAUGGAUUCUGUGAGGGAAAAAGCCCUUCAAGAUUACAGAAAAAAGCUCUUGGAGCACAAGGAGGUGGAGGCUCGGUUGAAGGAGAUGCGGGAGCAUCUGAAAGACCUCACGAAACAGUACGAUAAAUCUGAGAAUGAUCUGAAGGCUUUGCAGAGUGUGGGACAGAUUGUGGGAGAGGUUUUGAAGCAACUCACUGAAGAAAAAUUUAUUGUAAAGGCAACGAAUGGUCCUCGUUACGUAGUGGGCUGCAGACGACAGCUGGACAAGAAUAAACUGAAAUCUGGGACCAGAGUAGCUCUCGACAUGACGACAUUAACAAUCAUGCGUUAUUUACCUCGUGAGGUCGACCCUCUAGUCUACAAUAUGUCCCAUGAAGACCCAGGGGAUGUGACGUACUCAGCGAUUGGAGGUCUCAGUGAGCAAAUUCGUGAGCUUCGAGAAGUCAUAGAGCUUCCUCUAUUGAAUCCCGAGCUGUUCCAACGAGUUGGCAUCACUCCUCCCAAAGGAUGUUUGCUUUAUGGUCCCCCUGGUACUGGAAAAACCCUCCUGGCACGUGCCGUUGCCAGCCAGCUCGACGCAAACUUCCUCAAAGUCGUUUCCAGUGCUAUUGUUGAUAAAUAUAUUGGAGAGUCUGCGCGCCUGAUUCGUGAGAUGUUCAAUUAUGCUCGUGACCAUCAACCCUGCAUCAUCUUCAUGGAUGAAAUCGAUGCUAUUGGUGGCAGAAGAUUUUCGGAAGGCACGAGUGCAGAUCGUGAGAUCCAGCGGACUCUCAUGGAGUUGUUGAAUCAGAUGGAUGGAUUUGACUCCCUCGGUCAAGUUAAAAUGAUUAUGGCAACGAACAGGCCCGACACACUGGAUCCAGCCCUUCUUCGUCCAGGGAGACUGGACAGAAAAAUUGAAAUUCCAUUGCCCAACGAACAGGCGAGGCUCGAGAUAUUGAAGAUUCAUGCUGCACCCAUCGCCAAGCAUGGGGAAAUUGAUUACGAAGCAGUCGUUAAACUGUCUGACGGUUUUAACGGGGCAGAUCUACGAAAUGUCUGCACCGAGGCAGGCCUUUUUGCAAUUCGUCUGGAACGCGAAUAUGUUAUUCAGGAGGACUUUAUGAAAGCUGUGAGAAAAGUCUCAGACAACAAAAAACUCGAGUCCAAACUUGACUACAAGCCUGUUUAAUAAUAUCGUUUCUCGGUUACUACAUUUUUUUUUUCGCUCAUGGUUAUUCGUAACUAAUUCAGAUUAUUCGUGAUGAAACAAUUAUCAGAAUGAGCCUUUUGCUAUUUGUAUUUAAUUGGAGAAUUUCGUAUUAAAAUAUACAAAUAAAUAAAUAGAUGAAUAUUUCA
Molecule: messenger RNA, 1408 nt
Organism: Fopius arisanus
Lineage: Eukaryota; Metazoa; Arthropoda; Insecta; Hymenoptera; Braconidae
Gene: Rpt4
Product: Regulatory particle triple-A ATPase 4
Exons: 7
Coding region: 60-1241 (393 amino acids)
Biological process (GO): positive regulation of RNA polymerase II transcription preinitiation complex assembly
Cellular component (GO): cytosolic proteasome complex; proteasome regulatory particle, base subcomplex
Molecular function (GO): ATP hydrolysis activity; proteasome-activating activity; ATP binding
Source: RefSeq, a predicted model, not a curated record